Propithecus coquereli (Coquerel's sifaka) is the source of this 1911-nucleotide messenger RNA. RefSeq names its product progesterone immunomodulatory binding factor 1 (gene PIBF1). Gene Ontology annotation, cellular component: centriolar satellite. Gene Ontology annotation, biological process: cilium assembly. The record is from RefSeq and is a predicted model, not a curated record. The transcript is spliced from 15 exons. The annotation marks the transcript as partial. Lineage: Eukaryota; Metazoa; Chordata; Mammalia; Primates; Indriidae.
AUGUCGCGAAAAAUUUCAAAGGAGUCAAAAAAAGUCAACAUCUCUAGUUCUCUGGAAUCUGAAGAUAUUAGCUUAGAAACAACAAUUCCUACAGAUGAUAUUUCUUCAUCAGAAGAGCAAGAGGGUAGAGUCAAAAUCACCAGGCAGCUAAUUGAACGAAAAGAGCUACUUCAUAAUAUUCAGUUACUGAAAAUAGAGCUAUCCCAGAAAAAUAUGAUGAUCGAUAAUUUGAAAGUGGAUUAUCUUACAAAGAUUGAAGAAUUGGAGGAGAAACUUAAUGACGCACUUCACCAGAAACAGGUACUGACAUUGAGAUUAGACAACCAAUUGACUUUUCAACAGAAAGAUGCCAGAUUGAAUGAUGCUGCUGAGAGGGCAAUUCGGUUCUAUGAACUAGUGAAUCCAUUAAGAAAGGAAAUCUGUGAACUACAACUGAAAAAGAAUGAUCUAGCAGAAGAAUUAAGCACAAACAAAGACCAACUGAAGCAACUGACAGAGACAUAUGAAGAAGAUCGAAGAAACUACUCUGAACUUCAAAUUAGAUGUCAACGUUUGGCGUUAGAAUUAGCAGACACAAAACAAUUAAUUCAGCAAGGUGAUUACCAUCAAGAGAACUAUGGUAAAGUCAAGAGUGAACGUGAUGCACUUGAACAGGAAGUAACUGAGAUUAGGAGAAAGCAUGAAAUACUUGAAGCUUCUCAUAUAACUCAAGCUAAAGAAAGAAGUGAAUUAUCAAAAGAGGUAACCACCUUACAGCAGACUGUUACUUUGCUGCAAAAGGAUAAAGAAUAUCUCAGUCGCCAAAACAUGGAGCUUAGUGUUCGCUGUGCCCAUGAAGAGGAUCGCCUUGAAAGACUUCAGGCUCAACUUGAAGAAACCAAAAAGGCUAGAGAAGAGAUGUAUGAAAAAUAUGUAACAUCCAGAGACCAUUAUAAAACAGAAUAUGAAAAUAAACUACAUGAGGAACUAGAAAAAAUCAGAUUGAAAACUAAUCAAGAAAUUGAUCAACUUCGAAGUGCCUCUAGGGAAAUGUAUGAACGGGAAAACAGAAAUCUCCGAGAAGCAAGGGAUAAUGCUAUAGCUGAAAAGGACCGAGCAGUGGUGGCUGAAAAGGAUGCUUUAGAAAAACAUAAUCAGCUCCUAGACAGGUACAGAGAACUACAACUUAGUACAGAAAGCAAAGUAACAGAAUUUCUCCAUCAAAGUAAAUUAAAAUCCUUUGAAAGUGAGCGUGUUCAGCUUCUACAAGAGGAAACUGCAAGAAAUCUCACACAGUGUCAAUUGGAGUGUGAAAAGUAUCAGAAAAAAUUGGAGGUACGUGUACAAGCUUUUUUUCCCAAGAGUAGCAUAGCAAUUGAAAAUGAAGAUGAGGCUGAAAGGGUUCUUUUUUCCUAUGGGUAUGGUGCUAAUGUUCCCACAACAGCCAAAAGACGACUAAAGCAAAGUGUUCACUUGGCAAGAAGAGUGCUUCAGUUAGAAAAACAAAACUCGUUGAUUUUAAAAGACCUGGAACAUCAAAAGAACCAAGUAACACAGCUUUCCCAAGAGCUUGACAGGGCCAAUUCGCUAUUAGACCAGACUCAGCAGCCUUACAGAUAUCUCAUUGAAUCAGUGCGUCAGAGAGAUUCUAAGAUUGAUUCAUUGAUGGAGUGUAUUUCACAGCUUGAGAAAGAUGUCAGCAAUUUAAAUAAAGAAAAGUCAGCUUUACUACAGAUGAAGAAUCAAAUGUCACUAGAUUUAGAACAACUUUUAAAUCAUCGUGAGGAAUUGGCAGCAAUGAAACAGAUUCUCGUUAACAUGCGUAGUAAACAUUCUGAGAACAGCUUACUUCUUACUAAAACGGAAUCAAAAAAUGUGACAGAAAAGCAGAAAUCAAAGACUUUGAAUGUGCCUAGAGAACAUGAAGACAAC